AUGAAUUUCAUUUUUUUUUUUUUAAAGUCUUUAGGUUAAGAUAGAUAAAACAUAUAAAAGUAAAAUAGAAUAUAUUAAGUUGUUUGGAAUGAUUAAUAAGAGAAAGUAUUAACUAAAUAAAGAAGUUAAACUAAACAAUUAUUCAGGUAAUUCAAUCGUUUGCACUAUUUUAGAAAUGAAAUUCCUUGUUCUAAUUGGAAUGAUUUAGGAGUCUUGCCAAUUUUAUAAUAAAAGACAUUAAAUGAGAAGAAAAAAUAAUAAAGAGAACACGUUCUUAAUAAAUAUACGGAUGACGAGUUUUUGACAGCUUAAGAACUAUAAUUUUACUAAUACUAGUGAAUAAUUAAACGCAUGUUUAGAUAAAGAAUUUUCUUAAAGAACAACCAAUUAGGUAAAUCCAGAUUUAUUAUUCAAUAUGGGAUUUUCUUUGGCUGAAUAGAUUUUAAAACAUUAUGGAAGAAUGAAAUCUGCAACCAUAGAUGAUAGAUUACAAUAUAUAAGAAUGAAAAUAAAAAAACUAAAUAAAAAUUAGCCUAAAGAGAAAAAAAUUAUAAAAAUAAUCUAUAGAAUUCUAUAAUAUGUAAUUGAAUAGAAACUAUAUCAAAGUAUGCAAAACAUUAGUUAAACAUAUCGAAAGAACAGGAAAACUUGUAGAAAAAAUUCCUAAUGAAAUACCAGGAGCUACUGAAUUAAAAGUUAAUGAGUAGGAUUGCUGAGAAAUAAUUCAUUACAAAACUAUAUAACUAUGCCUUUGAAAAAGAAAGAAAGAGAUAAAAUAUUACACUUAAUGAUGAAGAAAAUUUAUUUUUAAAUUAUCCAUCUAAAUAAUAAAUAGCAAAUUAUAAAUAGAUUCAACCUUAAAGCACAAGAUUGAAAAAUGAAAAAAAUAAAAGAAGAAUAUUUAAAGUAAAUGGCUAGACCUAUAAGUACUAUUCGUAUUCAAUUCACUUAAAACAUCAAAAGACAUAUUUUUCAUCCAUCAACAAAAUUAUUAAUUGACAAAAAGCUUGAAUGUGAAGAAAAUAAAUUAGUUAUAUUUAUCUAAUAUAUGCUUAAUAUAAACAAAUCAGGAUAAAAGAAAUUUAAAUUAGGCUUAAUAAUUCAUCCUUCUUUGAGAUAAAGAAGAAACUUUUUGAAAUUUUAUUCUGGUGGACUUUUUAAUUAGAUUGAAUUAGAACAUUGGAAAAGUCCAAAUUAUUAACCUACAUAAACAGAAAUAAAAGCAGCAAUUAUGAUGUAAAGAAAAUUGAGAUCUUUAUUUAGAGUAAAGAAACUAAGAUAAAAAUUAGAGAAAAUAAGUAAUUAAAUCUAUUAUUUAUUCAAAGAUAAUUGUGAAAGCAUGAUUCAUUAAAUCGAAUUAGGAUAAAAUUAAUAGGUAGCUUAUUUUUAUUUAAACAAAUCACUUGAGCUAUGUAAUUUACAGCUAAAGAUUAAAUAAAUUUUAGUAGUAUAAAAACCGAAGAAAAUGCUUGUAAAAACACUAAUCACAGGAGUUUCUACUCCUAUUAAAAAAGGAAUUUAAAGUUUAAGAAUUGCUGCUCCUUCUAAUAAAAUUAAAGUAGAUUAUUUAUUUGAAGCAGUCUAAAAAAAGAAUUAUGAUGAUAAAAUAAUCUCAUUUUCUUUAUUCUGCAAAUUAUGUAAUUCAUAAAACUAUGAUGGUAUCACUCUGUUCAUGUUGCUGUUGUAAAUGGUAAUUAGGGUGUUUGUAAAAUGGUUAAUUUUAUCAUUAUUACUAUAUCGGUAACUGUAGAAUGGUACAGAUCCUCAUAUUAUGGGUUAAUCUAGUCCUCCAAUUGAUAUGGCUAAAAUUUAAAAUAAACUCAAGUAUCAUAUUUAUAUCUUAUAAUUUUAGACAUUAGACUUUUGUGUAAUACUAAAAAUUAAAAGGAACUUGGUAAGAUUCAUUUUCAUUAAUAUACUGA
This is a messenger RNA of Paramecium sonneborni, 1922 nucleotides long. The record is from the annotation of a GenBank genome assembly. Lineage: Eukaryota; Ciliophora; Oligohymenophorea; Peniculida; Parameciidae.